AAGACAGUUUACGUAUUCUGAGCUUGUGACCAUCACUAACAACUUCCAAAAACUACUUGGAAAAGGAGCGUUUGGAUCAGUUUAUGCUGGGCAUUUGACUGACGACACUAAAGUCGUUGCAGUGAAGAUGCUUUCCCUACCGUCAACUCAUGAAGGGUCUAAGCAAUUUCGAACAGAGGCAAGUCUCGAUUACCCGUUUCAAUGAUUCUAGUUUCACUUCGGUGCUGGUGUCACACUACAGCAAUUGUUGUAUUUUGCAACAAGUUGAUGUGCAUUGGAAAAUACAGGCUCGAUUGUUGACAAAAGUCCAUCACGGAAACUUGGUUUCUAUAAUGGGAUACUGCAAUGAAGGUGGACACAUGGGGUUAAUAUACGAAUACAUGGCUAAUGGAACCAUAAAAGAGCAUUUAUCAGAGAAAAAUCCAAAUAUCUUGAGUUGGGAAAAGAGACUACAAAUUGCAUGUGAUGCAGCACGAGCAUUGGAAUACUUGCAUGAUGACUGCAAGCCGCCAAUAAUUCACAGAGACAUCAAGACUUCUAACAUAUUGUUGACUGAAAAUAUGCGAGCAAAGAUUUGUGAUUUUGGGUUAUCCAGAUUAAUGCCCUCUGACGGCAGGACUCAUGUCUUAACUGCAGUAGCUGGCACACCAGGAUACAUGGACCCUAAGUAUAUAGCAUCCAGUAAGCUGAAUGAGAAAAGUGACGUUUACAGCUUUGGAGUUGUGCUAUUGGAAUUAAUCACAGGGAAACCUGCAGUACUAGAAACCCCUGAAAACACUCUUUUGGUCAAUUGGAUUGUGCCUAUGAUUGAGAGAGCUGAAAUCAAGGAAAUCAUGGAUUUGAGGUUGAAUAGUGAUUUUGACACCAACUCCGCUCGAAAGGCCUUGGAGACAGCAAUGGCAUGUGUUGAAUGCAAUUUAAGUCAAAGGCUGGUGAUGAGACAAGUUGUGGCAAAUUUAAGAGAAUGUUUGGAGAUGGAGAAAGCCCGUGUUAAGGUUUGGAAGGAGAAUGAAGUGCACAAUUCUGCGUCCGGCAAUACAGUUUAUGUUAGUACACUUGGGAGUUCGGUUGGUGGUCCUUCUGCAAGGUAGAAUAUUAAGAGUAGUCUGUGAAUUUGUGUUAGAGAAUGUUGUCGAGCGAUAAUCUUGAUUAUUAUUUGUGGGGCUUGUGUGUGAUUGAUUGGAGAGAUACGAGAAGAUGAGAGCAAAGGAGAUGGAAGCCAAGGCUGGAGGAGAGUUGGGUUGUCUGGUGUUUAAGUUUUUGUGUUGAGAGUUGGUUUAUUUGUGUGGCUAGGGUUGAAUAUAUGUUGUAUGUGCACGUAUUUUGUUAAAGAUUAAUGAAAUCAGAGUCGAGUGUGAAUGAUUCUUCU
Rhododendron vialii is the source of this 1369-nucleotide messenger RNA. Its product is annotated as probable LRR receptor-like serine/threonine-protein kinase At4g29180. The transcript is spliced from 4 exons. The record is from RefSeq and is a predicted model, not a curated record. Lineage: Eukaryota; Viridiplantae; Streptophyta; Magnoliopsida; Ericales; Ericaceae. Gene Ontology annotation, biological process: protein phosphorylation. Gene Ontology annotation, molecular function: ATP binding; protein kinase activity. The coding region runs from base 150 to 1091 and encodes 313 amino acids.